GGGGCUACGCACGGAGCGUGAUGGCGUCACGACGAACAAUACCUCUUCGCUGCGCUCCUCAAAUCUACGCACACGGGACUCGGCCUCGAUCCUCUCGCCGAAUAACAUCGCAGCUUUUGAACGUCACAGGUCCACUCUUGUCUAAGCUGGAGUGGCAGACAUGAACGACACUCUGGAAUUCAGUGAGAUUUAUCAGGAGGUCAAGGGCACCUGGAACGAUGGGCGUCUUCGCUUCAGUAAACAGACAGUGGUGUAUAAAAACAGUAAGACUGGGAAGGUGGACAGCAUUCCAGUGUCUGAGCUGACUCAAGCCCAGUGGAGGAGAGUGUGUCUGGGUCACGGCAUCAAGCUGUGGACCAGCACCGGCAACAUUUACAAAUAUGAUGGCUUCAAAGACACUGACCUUGAAAAGAUCUCAGAGUACUUCAAAGCCAACUACAAGGUGGAGCUGGUUGAGAAAGAUAUGUGUGUGAAGGGCUGGAAUUGGGGCACUGCUAAAUUUAAUGGACCGCUGCUUUCAUUUGAGGUGAAUGAGAGUCCAGCGUUUGAGAUUCCGCUCAACAGUGUGUCCCAGUGUGCCACGGGAAAGAACGAGGUCACUGUGGAGUUUCAUCAGAAUGAUGACACAGAGGUAUCCCUGAUGGAGGUGCGCUUCUAUGUCCCACCCACCACAGGAGAGGAGGGUGCAGACCCUGUGGAGGCUUUUGCUCAGAACAUUCUGUCAAAGGCAGAUGUCAUCCAGGCUACAGGAGAUGCUGUGUGUAUCUUCAGAGAGUUGCAGUGCCUCACACCAAGGGGCAGGUACGAUAUCCGCAUUUAUCCGACAUUCCUCCAUCUGCAUGGUAAGACAUUUGACUACAAGAUCCCAUACACCACAGUGCUCCGCCUUUUCCUGUUGCCUCAUAAGGAUCAGCGCCAAAUGUUCUUUGUGAUCAGUCUGGACCCGCCUAUUAAACAAGGUCAAACCCGCUAUCAUUUUCUCAUUCUUCUGUUUUCUAAGGAGGAGGAUAUCAGCCUUACUCUCAACAUGAAUGAGGAUGAGGUUGAGAGACGUUUUGAGGGGAAACUUCAUAAAAACAUGUCUGGCUCUCUCUAUGAGAUGGUCAGCAGAGUCAUGAAGGCCCUGGUCAACAGAAAGAUCACAGUGCCUGGAAAUUUCCAAGGUCACUCAGGUGCUCAGUGUAUAACAUGUUCAUACAAGGCCAGUUCAGGGCUGUUGUAUCCUCUGGAAAGAGGUUUCAUCUAUGUGCACAAGCCCCCAGUGCACCUGCGCUUCGAGGAGAUCGCCUGUGUGAACUUCGCUCGUGGAACCACCACCACCCGCUCCUUUGAUUUCGAGAUCGAGACCAAGCAGGGAAAUCAAUACACCUUCAGCAGCAUCGAGAGGGAGGAAUAUGGGAAACUCUUUGACUUCGUCAAUGCUAAGAAGUUAAGCAUCAAGAACAGAGGCUUCAAAGAGAAAAAGGGCAUGAAAGGUAAUGAUAACAUGUACAGUGACUCAGACGACGACCAGCACGAUGCGUACCUGGAGCGCAUGAAAGAAGAGGGCAAGAUCCGAGAGGGCAAUGACAGUGACGACUCAGAGGGCGAGAGUGAUGAGUCUUUUAAUCCUGGAGAAGAAGACGAUGAAAUUGCAGAGGAGUAUGACAGUAAGGCCUCUGCCAGUGAAAGCAGCGCUGAUGACGGAGACAGUGAUGGCGAUCGGAAGAAGAAACCAGCCAAGAAAGCGAAAUUUGUAAAAGAAAGAAAACCACGGAAGAAAGAGAAAAAGGCAAAGGACAGCAGCGCCCCAAGAGGCCAAUGAGUGCCUACAUGCUCUGGCUGAACUCGAGCAGAGACCGCAUUAAAUCAGAAGAACCCGGGC
Messenger RNA from Carassius auratus (goldfish), 1864 nucleotides. RefSeq names its product FACT complex subunit SSRP1-like. The record is from RefSeq and is a predicted model, not a curated record. Gene Ontology annotation, cellular component: FACT complex; nucleus. Gene Ontology annotation, molecular function: histone binding; nucleosome binding; DNA binding. Lineage: Eukaryota; Metazoa; Chordata; Actinopteri; Cypriniformes; Cyprinidae. Gene Ontology annotation, biological process: regulation of chromatin organization.